Molecule: messenger RNA, 8019 nt
Organism: Sapajus apella (tufted capuchin)
Lineage: Eukaryota; Metazoa; Chordata; Mammalia; Primates; Cebidae
Gene: TLR4
Product: toll like receptor 4
Exons: 3
Coding region: 877-3255 (792 amino acids)
Biological process (GO): immune response; toll-like receptor signaling pathway; defense response to Gram-negative bacterium
Cellular component (GO): membrane
Molecular function (GO): lipopolysaccharide binding; lipopolysaccharide immune receptor activity; transmembrane signaling receptor activity
Source: RefSeq, a predicted model, not a curated record
CUUUAGCUACUGGUCUGCAGACAUUUCCUUCUUCUUCUUCUAACUUCCUCUCCUGUGACAAAAGAGAUAAUUAUUAGAGAAACAAAAGUCCAGAAUGCUAAGGUCGCCACUCUCACUUCCUCUCACCCUUUACCCAGCGCUGUUUUGAAUACACCAAUUGCUGUGGGGCACUGACUCCAGGAAGAGAAGACACCAACGCUUCAGAAUCUCUGCGCGGUCAGACGGUGAUAGCCAGCCACACGUUCACGGGGCCACUGCUGCUCACAGAAGCAGUGAGGAUGAUGCCAGGAUGAUGCCUGCUUCAUGCCUGGCUGGGGCUCUGAUCCCAGCCAUGGCCUUCCUCUCCUGUGUGAGACCAGAAAGCUGGGAGCCCUGCGUGGAGGUAUGUGGCUGGCGUCAGCUCCUCUGAACUUUCCCUGGCUUCUGCCCAGAACUUCAUACUGUGUGCUCUGGUUUGUUUAUUUUUGCAAAAAAGAAUUAAAUUACCUUAAAGAUUCAGGAAGCCACGGAGAUCCACUAAUUCAUUGUUGGAGGGCACUAAAGGCAGCCAGUGGGGGUUUGUUCCAUUUGCAACUUUUGAGUGCUAACAGGGGCUUAGAUUACGUAGAUCUGCUUAAGAUCCCUGCUCUGCUACCUUGUGGCUGCUUGAAGAAAUAAACCUCUCUGAGACGAGUUUUCACAUUUAUAAAAGAAUUUUAAUAAUACUUUCUUCACUAGAGAGUAAGCAGAUCGCUUCUGCGUCAUUUUUUCCCCACUGGUGGUCUUUACACAGAGCUUCAAGCAGUCAUCCUGCCCCUUUCAAUCUCAGGAUGAUGGCUUGUUUGUGACUCAAGAGAAAGAACUUUCUAGGUGGUUCCUAACAUUACUUAUCAAUGCAUGGAACUGAAUUUCUACAAAAUCCCCGACAACAUCCCCUUCUCAACCAAGAACCUGGACCUGAGCUUUAACCCCCUGAGGCAUUUAGGCAGCCAUAGCUUCUUCAAUUUCCCAGAACUGCAGGUGCUGGAUUUAUCCAGGUGUGAAAUCCACACAAUUGAAGAUGGUGCAUAUCAGAGCCUAAGCCACCUCUCCACCUUAAUAUUGACAGGAAAUCCUAUCCAGAAUUUAGCCCUGGGAGCCUUUUCUGGACUAUCAAGUUUACAGAAACUGGUAGCUGUGGAGACACAUCUGUUAUCGCUAGAAAGCUUCCCCAUUGGACAUCUCAAAACUUUGAAGGACCUUAAUGUGGCUCACAAUCUAAUCCAAUCUUUCAAAUUACCUGAGUAUUUUUCUAAUCUGACCAAUCUAGAGCACUUGGACCUUUCUAGUAACAAUAUUCAAAAUAUUUAUUGCAAAGACUUGCAGGUUCUACAUCAAAUGCCCCUACUCAAUCUCUCUUUAGACCUGUCCCUGAACCCUAUAAACUUUAUUCAGCCAGGUGCAUUUAAAGAAAUUAGGCUCCGUAAGCUGACUUUGAGAAAUAAUUUUGAUAGUUUAAAUGUAAUGAAAACUUGCAUUCACGGUCUGGCUGGGUUAGAAGUCCAUCGUUUGGUUCUGGGAGAAUUUAGAAAUGAAAGAAAUAUUGAAGACUUUGACAAAUCUGCUCUGGAGGGCCUGUGCAAUUUGACCAUCAAAGAAUUCCGAUUAGCAUACUUAGACAACUUUCCAGAUGAUAUUAUUGACUUAUUUAAUUGUUUGGUAAAUGUUUCUUCAUUUUCCCUGUUGAGUGUGUAUAUUAAAAGAGUAGAAGACUUUUCUUAUAAUUUCAGAUGGCAACAUUUAGAAUUAGUUAACUGUAUAUUUCAACAGUUUCCUCCACUGAAACUCAAAUCUCUCAAAAGGCUUACUUUCAGUAAAAACAAAGGUAGGAAUCAUUUUGCAGAAGUUGAUCUGCCAAGCCUUGAGUUUCUAGAUCUCAGUAGAAAUGGCUUGAGUUUCAAAGGUUGCUGUUCUCAAUCUGAUUUUGGGACGACCAGCCUAAAGUAUUUAGAUCUGAGCUUCAAUGAUGUUAUUACCAUGAGUUCAAACUUCUUAGGCUUAGAACAACUAGAACACUUGGAUUUCCAGCAUUCCAAUUUGAAACAAAUGAGUGAGUUUUCAGUAUUUCUAUCACUCAGAAACCUCAUUUACCUUGACAUUUCUCAUACUCACACCAGAGUUGCUUUCAAUGGCAUCUUUAAUGGCUUGUUCAGUCUCAAAGUCUUGAAAAUGGCUGGAAAUUCUUUCCAGCAAAACUUCCUUGCAGAUAUCUUCACAGAUCUGAAUAACUUGAUAUUCCUGGACCUUUCUGAGUGUCAACUGGAGCAGUUGUCUCCAACAGCAUUUGACUCACUUCCCAGACUUCAGAUACUAAAUAUGAGCCACAACAAGUUCUUUGCAUUGGAUACAUUUCCUUAUAAGCAUCUCUACUCCCUCCACGUUCUGGAUUACAGUCUCAAUCACAUAGGGACUUCCAAAAAUCAGGAACUACAGCAUUUUCCAAGUAGUCUAGCUUUCUUAAAUCUUACUCAAAAUGACUUUGCUUGUACUUGUGAACACCAGAGUUUCCUGCAGUGGAUCAAGGACCAGAGGCGGCUAUUGGUGGAAGUUGAACGAAUGGAAUGCGCAACACCUUUAAAUAGGAAGGGCAUACCUGUGCUGAGUUUGAAUAUCACCUGUCAGAUGAGUAAGACCAUCAUUGGUGUGUCAGUGCUCAGUGUGCUUGUGGUAUCUGUUGUAGCAGUUCUGGUCUAUAAGUUCUAUUUUCACCUGAUGCUUCUUGCUGGCUGCAUAAAGUAUGGUAGAGGUGAAAACACCUAUGAUGCCUUUGUUAUCUACUCAAGCCAGGAUGAGGACUGGGUAAGGAAUGAACUAGUAAAGAAUUUAGAAGAAGGGGUGCCUCCUUUUCAGCUCUGCCUUCACUACAGAGACUUUAUUCCCGGUGUGGCCAUUGCUGCCAACAUCAUCCAUGAAGGUUUCCAUAAAAGCCGAAAGGUGAUUGUUGUGGUAUCCCAGCACUUCAUCCAGAGCCGCUGGUGUAUCUUUGAAUAUGAGAUUGCUCAGACCUGGCAGUUUCUGAGCAGUCGUGCUGGUAUCAUCUUCAUUGUCCUGCAGAAGGUGGAGAAGUCCCUGCUCAGGCAGCAGGUGGAGCUGUACCGCCUUCUCAGCAGGAACACCUACCUGGAGUGGGAGGACAGUGUCCUGGGGAGGCAUAUCUUCUGGAGGCGACUCAGAAAAGCCCUGCUGAAUGGUAGACCGUGGAGUCCAGAAGGAACAGUGGGUGCAGGAUGCGAUUAGCAAGUAGCAGUAACUAUCUGAAGAGGGAAAAAACAAAAAACAGCUUCUGAGGCAUUUCUUGCCCAGCUGGGCCCAACACUUGUUAAGUUAACAAGUAUUAAAUGCUGCCUCAUGCCAGGCAUUAUGCUAAGGACAAGUAAUUGUAUGGCUCACAAGAUACAUGGGAAUGCAAAUCUCAUGGCACCUCCAGUGCAGACGGAAUAAAUGCUAGACUAAAAUACAGAGUGUUCCAGGUGGGCAUUUCAACCAAGUCAGCCAAGGAACCCAUGACAGAGAAAGUCAUUUCAACUCUUACCUCAUCAAGUUGAAUAAGGACGGAGAAAACAGAAAGAGGCAUUGUUCUCCUGAGUCUUUUGAAUGGAAAUUACAUUAUAUAUUAUGUUAUAGCCAUCAUAAAAACCAUUUUGGUAGUUUUGACUGACUGAACUGGGUGUUCACUUUUUCCUUUUCCAUUGAAUUUAAAUUCUACUUGAUGACUCAUUGGGCUCCUGAUGCAAGAUGCACCUUCCAUUUUAAGUCAGUUUCCUUACAGAGGUUAAAGUUUAGUGGCUAAUUCCUAAGGAGACCUAAUUAACACAUGCUCACAAUCAUCCUGGUCAUACUUGAGAAUGCUCUGUUUUUUAACUAACAACCCCUGAUGUAUUUUUAUUUUUAUAUAUCCAGUUUUUAUUUUUUAAUGUCUUUAAGCCAAUAUCAUAAGUAAGGUUGUUCAGGAUGUGCUUCGAAUAUCCAUAUUUAUUUGACCACCAUUUUUUAAGGAAGCACGUAAAGUACACUCUGUCACUUUGUCAUUCAAUGUCAUUCCAAAGUUAAUGCCUCUUAAGUUAUGACUGUCAUGAAAGCAGUGUUGAAAUAAUUUGUAUAACGGUACUUUUUUUAAACAGGGAAAGAAAAUUUCCACUUCCUGGUCAUAUCAUGUACAAUUUGGGCAAGGAAGGAAGAGGGAUGACCUCAGGAGGUCACCUUUUCUUGAUUCCAGAAACAUAUGGGCUUAUAUACUUGGGGUGACCCCAUAAAAUGAGUUGCAGCAGAAUUUUUUUUCAGAACAAUUGAUGUUUAAUGGACCUCUGAAUCUCUUCAGGGAGAAUGGAGGGCUGGGAUCCUUCCCCUGCACCUCCUCACUGCCAGGAGAACUACUUGAGAUGGGAUUCAAUGCAGGGAGUACAUACAUUGUUGCUUCCUGUUGGGCACUGCUCCCUGACCACAUUUUGGGAAGAGUGGAUGCUAUCAUUGAGAAAACAAUGUGCCUGAGAUUAAUGGGGUUCAUUCGUAUAAAGAGAGUUCCCAGAAAAAAAAUGUUCAUUCAUUCUCCCCAGAAACAGAAUAUUCAAGAAAAGGACAAUGAGGACAUCAUCAGGAAAAUGAAAAUAAAAACCGCAAUGAGAUAUCACCUUAUACCAGGUAGAACGGCUGCUAUAAAAACAAAGGGUCACCAAGGAUAUGGAGAAAUUGGAACCCUUCUACAUUGUUGGAGGGAAUGUAAAAUGAUGUACCCAUUAUGAAAAACACUGUGGAGGUUUCUAAAAAAUUAAAAAUAAAACUACUCUAUGAUCCAGCAAUCUCACUUCUGUGUAUAUACCCAAAAUAAUUGAAAUCAAAAUUUCAAGAAAAUAUUUACACACCCAUGUUCAUUGCAGCCCUUUUCACAAUCACUGUUUCCAAAGUUAUGGAAACAACCCAAAUGUCCAUUGAAAAAUAAAUGGACAAAGAAAGUGUGCACAAACAUAUAAUGGGAUCUUAUUCAGCCUAUAAAAAAGGGGGAAUCCUGCCAUUUAUGACACUAUGGAUAAACUUGGAGGUCAUCAUGCUAUGUAAAAUAAGCAAGUAACAGAAAGACAAAUACUGCCUGAUUUCACUUACAUGAGGUACUAAAAUAGUCAAACCCAUAGAAGCAGUGAAUAGAACAGUGGUUCUUAGGGAAAAAGAGGAAGGGAGAAAUGAGGAAAUAGGGAGUUUUCUAAUUGGUAUAAAAUUAUAGUAUGCAAGAUGAAUUAGCUCUGAAGAUCAGCUGUAUAGCAGAGUUCCUAUAAUGAACAAUACUGUAUUAUGCACUUAAAAUUUUGCUAAGAGGGUACAUCUCAUGAAGUAUAUUUACCAUAUGCACUUUUGGUAAUACAUGGUAUAUAUUACCAUAUAGUUGGUAUAUAUUUCCAUUACAAAAGGAAACUUUUGGAGGUGACAGAUAUAUUUAUCACCUUGAUCAUGGUGAUGGUUUCACAGGGAUAUGACUAUGUCUAAACUCAUCAAAUUGUAUAUAUUAAAUAUAUGGAGUUUUGUAAUAUCAACUAUAUCUGAAUGAAACUAUAAAAAAGGAAAGACAACAAAACUCAAUUGUCAAAACUGGAACUAUGAGAACACUCAGAAGUGAUAUUUUACAGAGUGUGUCAGAGUGUGUUUGGUUUGAGCAUGUCUAGGGUGAUUGAACAUCCCUGGAUGUGUUUCUAUGUCUCAUGUACUAGUGAAAGAGAAUGUAUGCAUUUGCACAACAUAUGCCUUUGAACAACAUACACCUGUGUGUCCCGAUCAGGGUUGUGUGUCCCUAUCAGGGUUGUGUGUAUUUGGAAGUGUGUGACCAUAUCUGUAUAGAGGAGAGUGUGAUUAUACUUCUUGAAGAAUAAAUGCAUUUGAAGUAGAUGUCUAUGGCUGUUUGAGAUGGGUUCCCUACUCUUGUGGUGCUUUUACAGUAGUCUCACCUUAUCCCUUAUCCUUGGUGGCUAUGUUCUCAGACCCCAAGUGGAUCUCUGAGACCCCAGAUAGUACCAAACCCCAUAUAUGCAGUACUUUUUCCUAUACAUAAAUAUCUAAGGUAAAGUUCAUUUUAUGAAUUAGGCACAGUAAGAGAUUAACAACAACAAAUGAUAAGUUGAAUAUAACAAUGUAUUAUGAUAAAAGUUAUGUGAAUGUGAUCUCUCUCUCUUGCUGCCUCUCUCAAAACAUUGUACUAUACUCUCCUGUUUUCAGACCAUGACUGACCAUGAGUAACUGAAACCUGGGAAAGUGAAACUGUGGGUAAGGAAGGAACUAACAUACAUACAUGUAUCAUUGUUUAUCUAUAGAUGUAUGCAUCAGUUUCUAAGUAUGCUUGAAAAUGUGUGAUUUUGUGUGCCUGUGCUACAUUUAAGUGCAGCUCUAUUCAUAUUUGAAUGUGAAUUAUGUAUAUUCAUAUUUGAAUAUGAAUUAUGUGUAUGUGUUUAUUUAAGCAAAUAUACAAGGCUCUGAGAAGGAAGAUCAACAUACAACUUGGAGUAUUUCCUACAUACAAGGCUGACAUUGGCCUACUUCCUGUCAGUUCCCUCUCCCAGAUGGAAAUUCUAGACAUGGCAGGUGAGGUGGACAAGAAGGGAAAGAAAUUAUAUGCGUAGAACAGAAGGAGAAGAAAGAGUAAAGUCAUGCCUCAGAUAGCCUCUUUGUAGCCCUUUAAACCCUCUGGAUUUAAGAGGGAUGAAGGGUAGAAUAAGGAGAGAUUAAAGCCAAUUAUAAUGCCUUAAAUUUGUGUGAUACAACUUGAAACAUAUUCACACAACUAUAAUCAUGUUUAAAUAUCUUACUAGCUGAGUGAGGUAGCAAAUGAAUAAUUACUUUUUCCAUAUGAUUGAUAAGAAAGCUGAAGUUCAAUGGAGUAAAUUUGUCAGUAGGCCACAGAGUAGGAAAGUGACAAAACUGAGCCUAGGCCUCCAGUUCACUCAAGGACACUUUUAUUAUUCCACACCCAAUUGCUUCAUGCUUAAAGUUGGCAAAACAGGAAGUGAAACUCCUGCAGUUCUCUGUGUGGUUGACACUAGUCAAGGGUUUCUCAACUGAAACCGGGAAUCAUUAAGCCAAUACAUAUGCAUGUAUGUUAUACACACCAAAUGAUUUAUUUAUAAUCCUCUUUCCACAAAGGAAUUGAAGGAGCUUCAAACAAAGGAUGCAUAAACAAUAGAGAUAAUCAACAAUAAGUAGAAAAUCUGGACAUAGAACAAAAAGAGGAGAGAAAGACACUGAGAAUGAGCAUUAACACAGCGUUUCCCUGUUUCUGGUGUUUUGGACAGUGUGCCUUUUGGAGAAAGCAAAAACUCAAAUUCACUACUUAUCAACCAUGUGCCUUGGGCUACGCUUCUCUGAGAGUCUGCUUAGCUCAAAUGUAAAAUGAGAAAAGAAGUAUUAUUUUGUAAGGUUGUUCUAAGGGUUGAAAAUAAUGUAUUAUGUUCAAUACAGGGACACUGUCCUUACGGAUGUGUACUCCUCUAAGACUUGAUAAAGAGGGUACAGGGAGGUCUUCUCAGUAACAGCACUAAAGUAAUUGCUGUUUUCCCAGCCUGUGGAACCACAGAAAUUACUGUAGCUAAAAUUAGGCAUUUCUUUCUGACUCAGUCUCUACUCAUGGGAUUGUCAGAACCCACCCUCCUUCUGGACUCUAUAAACUUUUCAGAAAGUUUAUAGAAAGUUCAUCAGCAGGCUCCUAGAGAGGCUUAAAUGAACUUGCACAAAGUGUGAAGUGAACUGUCUGGGAGAGUGAAAACCAGUCUAAGGCAGUGUAUCCAUCUACUUGUGUGAUAGCGUGAAAGCCACUCAAGUGUUUUGAGGCUCAGGUCUUAAUACACCAAAUGGAGGAAAUAAUACCUUGUUAGCAGACCUUACUUGGUUAAAACAAUAAUGUUGAUAGUUGCAAUAGUUACAUUUAAUUGAUCAAUUGUUUUCUGCAAGGACUUUAUCUGUGCUAUCUCAUUUAGUUUGUCACAUCAAUGAAUUAGGAGGAUAUUAAAGUAUUUCCAAUUUACAAAU